AUGGCUUCCGAUGUGCAAUUCACCCAGCCCUCCGACGCGCCCAAGCUCGCAGAUGUAUUUUUCGCCGCCUUCUCCGAUCGUUUCAACAGAACCAUGUUCCCGGAUAAGCCGGACGUGCGUGUCUGGAUGAAAAAAAACAUGCUCUGUGGCGAGGGAAUCUCGGAGGACCAGAUCAUGCUCAAGGUGACGGAUCCUUCGAACUCUGACGUCGUGGCGGCGUUUGCGAAAUGGGUUCGCCCCUCGUCUGGAUCUAGCGCGGAUCGCGAUCCGCAGGCUGAGGACCCUGCCGUGUGGCCCGAGAGCAGCGAUGGGGAACUAUGUGAUCGGUUUUUCGGGACGAUGGAUAGGCAUCAUAAAGAUUCUAUGAAGGGAAGGCCUCAUUAUUAUCUCGAAAUUUUGGCCGUUCAUCCAUCGUAUCAAGGGCGUGGGCUGGCCUCCAAGCUAUUGCGAUGGGGUCUUGCGCGCGCUGACGAAGAAGGCGUCGAAGUUUAUCUGUCGAGCUCCCCAGACGGCAGGCCAUUGUAUGAAAAAUAUGGAUUCCAAGUUUUGGACGGGCGGUUCUCGCCUUUCCCUGGCUACGAGCAAGUAAAUAUGAUUCGGCCUGUUCAAAACAAAUGA
Molecule: messenger RNA, 618 nt
Organism: Penicillium brasilianum
Lineage: Eukaryota; Fungi; Ascomycota; Eurotiomycetes; Eurotiales; Aspergillaceae
Source: the annotation of a GenBank genome assembly